Cottoperca gobio is the source of this 2397-nucleotide messenger RNA. It is a transcript of the gene scn3b, whose product is annotated as sodium channel, voltage-gated, type III, beta. The transcript has 6 exons. Gene Ontology annotation, biological process: sodium ion transport; ventricular cardiac muscle cell action potential; regulation of heart rate by cardiac conduction. Gene Ontology annotation, cellular component: voltage-gated sodium channel complex. The record is from RefSeq and is a predicted model, not a curated record. Bases 714 to 1379 code for a protein of 221 amino acids. Gene Ontology annotation, molecular function: transmembrane transporter binding; sodium channel inhibitor activity. Lineage: Eukaryota; Metazoa; Chordata; Actinopteri; Perciformes; Bovichtidae.
GUGACUCACGCAUGCGUAUCAAAGCCUCUGCUCAGCCAGCGCUAAGUGACUGCUGAAAAACAAAGGCAGCGAGCCGCGGCUGGGAAAUGUCAUCAGUCAUCUUUAAUAGAGGAAAUAGACUUCAAACAAUUAAUGGUGUUGUUCUUUGACGGGUGAAAUAAGAUAACUGUUACCUUUGCUGUUGCUUUUUCUUUUGGAGACUCUCGCAACAGUAAGUGACUAAAUUCGCCUUUUUGAGGAUCCACAGGUUCCUCCUCUUCCCUUUGUUUUUCUUCUGUGUUUCUGGAUGGAUCUGGACUGAAAAGAUAGCAGCAGACGGGCUCCUGUAAUCGCUAGUGGCCGUCUCGCAUCACGGACUUGUUAUUGCACCCAGUGGAGUGAACAAUGAAGUUAGUAUUUUCUAGAGAGAUGACUCAUUGCGAGUCAGGGGGUUAUUGGAAGACUCAAAUUCAAAUGAGCACGUAGAGAUUUCAGAACCUUGUUUCUACAACUUGUGUCGUUUGAAAUCUUGCCUUUUAGCAGACAAUUUGGUGUUUUGGAUUUUCACUCGUAAAGAGGGAAGUUACCUGCGCGCUUGUCUGCCGAGGAGAGGCGCUGUCCGUGGUUCUGAAGUCAUUUCAACUACUCCUGUCAUCUUACUCCUGGCCUCGUUUGAAGACAACUUUACAGUUAGAGGGGACACUGUCCUCCAGCAGCUCCGGAAAGAGCUUAAUAUGCUAACUCAAACCAGAGUUCAUCUGCAAACGUUGGUAUUUCUGAUUUCUGUUGUCCACCUGAGCCGGCCAGUAUGUGUCGAUGUGCCGUCGGCGACUGGCGCAGUCCUCGGGAAAUCCAUGAAGUUGACCUGCAUCUCCUGUAUGAAGAGGGAUGAGAUCAAAGCAAAGACACUGGUGGAUUGGUACUACAUGCCAACAAAAGAAAAAGACAUCCCACCUGAGAAAAUUCAUAUAUACAAGUAUGAUGUUGACUCUCCAGUUGAAUCGGACGGUCCAUAUAAGGGCCGUCUGACCUGGAAUGGGAGCCGGGACUUGCAAGAUCUCUCAAUUGAAAUCAAGAACGUCACCUAUAACGACAGUGGUGUCUAUGAGUGCCACGUAUAUCGCGAGUUUGAAUUUGACUUCUUCACUCCCUCGAUCUCCAUCACCAAGGACAUCAAGUUGAGGGUGAAAGCAAAAGCCACUGGAGACCCCGCAGCACUCUACUCUCAGAUCAUGAUGUAUGUGCUGCUGGUAUUCUUGACCGGCUGGCUGCUGGUAGAGAUGGUCUACUGUUACAGGAAGAUCUCCAAGUCUGAUGAGCAGGCACAGGACACAGCGACAAACUACCUAGCCAUUCCCUCUGAGCAGAAAGACAACCAGUCCGCUCCUGUUACCGAGUAAAAGCGGUUGUCAGUGACACGGUAUUAACCAGCCAUGAUGGGACUUAGAUAUAUAUAUUACAACCUCAUCUUUGCCACUAUGAAGGUAUCAUUACUCCCAGACUGUCAUGGGAAUCCUCCCAACCGACCGCCCCUGUGUAAUGACUAUGUUAUUUUAAGAGCCGGACAAAAAUGUCCAUGUGCUCAAUUUUCACCUCCUUUUCCUCUCAUUUUUUGUACCUUUGUGCCAGGCAUCUGAGAUGAAGUGCAUUCAUAACUACUGCAGGUUAAAGAACAACAAUGUAAGUGCCCUGCACUUGUAAUCAGUUAUAUAUCAGCCAGCCAAAAAGCUGCUUCAUUUGGACCUGACCGUCGAAGUGUCAAUGAAUAUUUCCUUGGUAGUUUAGUGGUGUGAUUUAAUAAAAGCUAAAAACGGAAAAGAUCAAAUGAAAGCAACUGUCCUACUGCUGUCAAAGCUGUUAUAUACAUACAUAUGUUACAUAAGUGACAAGCCGACUCUUUAGUUGUUGAUUAGUUCAUUUUGUUUUAUUACAAUUUUUAUAGACCACGCUUAGAUUUUAGGUCACAGUGUUUGUAUUGGCCAAUAUCUUUUUGAUGUCUUUUUAUGAAAAUGGAUUGCAUAGCUUUUAUACUGUAUGGAUGUAAAUUGUUCCCUGUUCUGCUGUGUGCAUCAGUGAAAACACAAUGUAAUGAAAAUAUAGAAAAACAAAUGAAGUCACCAUAUCUGAAUUGAUCUAGAGAUUUGUCCUAUAUUUGCCUUCCUCUAUAUUUUAAUCUUUAAUCCACGUUCAGCACUGACGUCAAAGUACACUCAGUAAGUUAAGUCUUACUGCAUACAGAUACUCUUAAGCUUUCACUGUUGCUGAUGUUCUACAAUGGCAUUGCUAUUGAGAGAGAAAUAUGUAGAAAUAUAUACAUAUAUAUAUUUUUGUGAUUCAAUCAUACCAAGCUCUUCUUUGUCCAUUACAGAUAUGUGCGAGUGAGCUGCUUUUAAACUAUUAAAUCCAAUGCAUUCCACA